GGAGGCACAGGCUGCAGCCUCGGCCGCCGCCUCAGGCAAGCAGCAUCCACCGGCGGCCCUCUCUCCCGGCAGCUCCGGGGCCUUCCUGGCAGCUCGCAGGCAAGCGGAGGAAGGGAAGAGCGGCAGCAGCUCCUGCCCUGGGGCUGCAUCGGCGGCCGCGGGCCAAGGACAUGAUGGAGCUCCUAGAGGAAGAUCUGACCUGUCCCAUUUGCUGUAGCCUGUUUGACGAUCCUCGUGUCCUGCCCUGUUCACACAAUUUCUGCAGAAAGUGUCUGGAAGGAAUUCUUGAGGGAAAUGUGCGGAAUGUGCUUUGGAGGCCAUCCCCUUUCAAGUGCCCCACAUGCAGGAAGGAGACUCCUGUCACUGGAGUCAACAGCUUGCAGGUCAACUAUUCCCUGAAGGGUAUCGUGGAGAAGUACAACAAAAUCAAAGUAACUCCAAAAAUGCCUGUGUGCAAAGUGCACAGCGGGCAACCCCUUAACAUUUUUUGCAGGACAGACAUGCAGCUGAUCUGUGGGGUAUGUGCCACCCGUGGUGACCACACAAAGCAUGUUUUCUGUUCCAUUGAAGAAGCUUAUUCCCAGGAGAAGCGGGCUUUUGAAACUUUGUUUCAGGGCUUUGAAACUUGGCGUUGUGGAGAUGCCCUCUCACGGCUGGAUACCUUAGAGACCAGCAAGAGAAAAGCUCUGCAGAUGCUGACGAAAGAUUCUGAUAAAGUGAAGGAGUUCUUUGAGAAGCUGCAGCACACACUGGAGCAGAAGCGAAAUGAGAUUCUGUCUGACUUUGAGACCAUGAAGCUUGCAGUGAUGCAGGCCUACGAUCCGGAAAUCAAUAAACUGAACACGAUUCUGCAAGAGCAGCGGAUGGCUUUUAACAUUGCAGAGGCCUUCAAAGAUGUGUCCGAACCCAUUGUAUUUCUGCAACAGAUGCAGGAGUUCAGGGAAAAAAUCAAGGUGCUCAAAGAAACCCCUUUACCUUGUUCCACUGUGGACAUCAGUCCCACAAUGAAGAGCUUUGAUACCAGCCAGUGGAAUGGAAUAAAGCUCGUUGAUGUGGACAAACUGUCCUUGCCUCAGGAAAGCAACACAUUCAAAUUCAAGAUUCCCUCAGUCUUUUCACGCAGAUUUAUAGUGAACUCUCUUAUUUUCUUGCUCAUUCUUGCUGUCACCAGAAUGUCCUUUGUGGAGUCAGUCAUUGACAAUCUCCAGUGCUGGAAAUCUCAGUUCCUUACAAUUUGCUUGUCCUAUUUGGCAGAUACCGUGGAGAUAGCAGAUCAUGCAGUCUUUUACUGGGAACAGAUGACAGAUGGAGCUUCACUGUUAAGAGAAAAGUGUAAAAACUAUACGCUGGUUGUACUGGAUAACGUCGCACAGUUUGUGUGCAAAUAUAAACUGUUGUGAAGUGUCUGCUGGA
Molecule: messenger RNA, 1413 nt
Organism: Onychostruthus taczanowskii (white-rumped snowfinch)
Lineage: Eukaryota; Metazoa; Chordata; Aves; Passeriformes; Passeridae
Gene: TRIM13
Product: tripartite motif containing 13
Exons: 2
Coding region: 171-1400 (409 amino acids)
Biological process (GO): positive regulation of canonical NF-kappaB signal transduction; innate immune response; positive regulation of macroautophagy
Molecular function (GO): zinc ion binding
Source: RefSeq, a predicted model, not a curated record